Messenger RNA from Cladocopium goreaui, 2099 nucleotides. The record is from the annotation of a GenBank genome assembly. NCBI's taxonomy places the organism in Eukaryota, Dinophyceae, Suessiales, Symbiodiniaceae.
AAGGUUUUCGCUGCUUUUAGGAUGCUUGAAUGACGUUGCUAAUAUAGUGACAUCAUGCAGCCUUUGCAACCUCUGCAGCCUGGAGCUUCUAUUGCUGCUUCUCGACGGUUUGUGGCGCAGAAUUGGAGACGCUUGAUAGCUGCACCAGCUCCUCGUGCCUUGAGAGAGCAGGGCGAUUUUAACGUCAGGCAUGCAACAGUUGCUGGCUUGAGCUGUUUGAGCUGCGUGUGCUACUCGCGCUUCCUGUCUCGGCCAAGCAAGUCUGUCAGACUUUUGAGGACACGUGCCACUGCGGUGACGUCGGCAGCUACAAUAGAAGAAGAAGUGGAGGAAGAUGUGGCAAGCAGUAGACGCCCAAGACUUCGGUUGGACAAGGAUGAUGCAGGCAAUCUUCAAAAGCUGAUGGUUACGACCCCACUGUUCUAUGCGAACGGUUCUCCGCACAUUGGAAGCGCGUACCCUGCGAUUGCGGCGGAUGUUAUGGCGCGGUAUGGGAAGCUGCGAGAAGCAGAAGUUCACUAUGUGACUGGCAUGGAUGAACAUGGCGAGAAGAUUGCGCGAACAGCGGCUGGUCAAGACAAGACUCCACAAGAGCUCGUCGACGGGAUAGCAACAGAGUUCCAGGAUUUAUGGGACUUGCUCAAGGUGCAGCCAGAUCAUUUCGCGCGGACAACUCCAGCCAAGCACAAGGAAAUUGUCCAUGAAAUGUGGCAGCGAUGCCUGGACAAUGGCGACAUCUACAAGAAAGACUACAGUGGUUUCUACUGCGUUGGCUGUGAAGCGUACCUGGAUGAGGAUGAGAUGUCAGAGGGACAUAUUUGCAAAAUACACCAAAAGGAAUGUGAGUGGCGCAGUGAAGAGAAUUACUUCUUCCGGCUCUCCAAGUAUUGGGGUGCAGUGCGGCAGCAUCUGGAGGAGAAUCCAGAUUUCAUUUUGCCCACCAGUCGCCGCAGCCAAGUUCUCGUGUGGCUGGAGGAAGACAACAAACGUGAUUUUUCGAUUUCUAGAGCUAGCACGUCUUGGGGAAUCCCAGUUCCAGGAGAUGAUUCACAGGUCAUCUAUGUUUGGUUUGAUGCGCUUCUAGGGUACUUGUCCUCAUUGCUGGGGCCAGAGGAUCCGGCAACCUUGGAUACCGUUCUGCAACGCGGAUGGCCCGCUGAUGUACAUGUCAUUGGAAAAGAUAUCAUGAGAUUUCACGCAAUUUACUGGCCAGCUAUGCUGAUGUCUGCAGGGCUUCCACUGCCCAAGCAUAUUUGCACGCAUGGGUUCCUGACAAAGGAUGGCUUAAAGAUGGGAAAGUCAUUGGGAAAUGUCGUGGAGCCCAUCCCCUUGGUGAACGACUUUGGUUCCGAUGCGGUUCGCUUUUUCUUCUCCAGUUGUCUCUCGUUUGGUCUAGAUGGUGACUUCAGCUAUGAGACCUUCAUCAAGAGAGUCAACAGUAGCCUUGCCAACGAACUUGGAAAUUUGGUCCAUCGAAUCUUAACGCUUCUACGAAAGAACCUGGCAGAUCCAGCUUCCCCAUUGGAUUUGGUGGACGACGGAGCUGUAUUCGACGAUCACCCAGUCCGAACUGCAGCAGAGAAAGCUCCAGAAGCUGUUGCCGCCUGCUAUGAGCAGACAGAUAUCCCCAAGGCCGUCGCCACAGCGCUCGAAAUCGCGACGGUUGCCAACGUUCGAAUGAACGAGGUUGAGCCUUGGGCAAAGUUAAAGAAGAACACUAGCGAUGAGGAGAAAAGUCUGGCGUUGCGCGAGCUUCUAGUGAUGGCAGAAGGUGUUCGCAUUUGCGCUGUGCUUCUUUCUCCUGUCACACCGGGACUAAGCGCAAAGAUUCUGGCCGAGUUCGGUCUUGGCCAAGGCCAGCUCUCCUGGAAGGACACUGCAUGGAGGUGGGAUGUGAUUCCUGGCUCAGUGGGGCCAAAGCCAACGCCCGUUUUCCAGCGCAUCGACUUAGAAGCCUGGCAGGGAAAAUGAUUUUCGUCGCUUCCAAGAUGCCAAAAGCAAGAGUGUCCCAUGGUAAGACGCUGGAUUAAUAGCGGCAAGCCCUGCUUCUCGGCAGGCUGAAUUUUCGCGACCAACUUGCGUGAUUGCUUGAGGGACAA